Ziziphus jujuba (common jujube) is the source of this 2118-nucleotide messenger RNA. Its product is annotated as E3 ubiquitin-protein ligase PRT1. The transcript has 7 exons. The record is from RefSeq and is a predicted model, not a curated record. Bases 284 to 1585 code for a protein of 433 amino acids. Lineage: Eukaryota; Viridiplantae; Streptophyta; Magnoliopsida; Rosales; Rhamnaceae. Gene Ontology annotation, molecular function: zinc ion binding; ubiquitin protein ligase activity. Gene Ontology annotation, biological process: proteasome-mediated ubiquitin-dependent protein catabolic process.
CCAAAUUAACAGUAGACUUGCGUAUAAAAAUUUUUCGUCCUGCUUUUUAAUUUUUAGAUUUUAGUAGUAGAUCUCUCUCUUCCUCCUCAAACAAACCCUGUAUAUAUAAUUAGGUUCCACAUAGAUCUCUCUGGAAUCUCUCUCAUCUUCUUUCCUUUCUCUCUCAAGGGUUUUCAUUUUUCAAAUACUAAACCCCCAACCUCUGCGAAGCCAUUUUUGAGAUUUCAAAUUCGCAUAAUUUAUUAUUAUUAAUUUUUUUUUUCUUUUUCUGUGAAAAUUUUCCAUGGAAGAUCGAACCUCUGAUGGCGUUAAAUCGGAGGAGAUCUCCGAAUCUUUUAUAUGCUGCGUUUGCUUGGAUCUUCUUUACAAGCCCAUAGUGCUUUGCUGUGGACACGUUUCAUGUUUUUGGUGUGUGCAUAAAUCCAUGAAUGGUCUGCGUGAGUCACAUUGUCCGAUUUGCAGGAAUUCUUAUAACCAUUUUCCUACCAUCUGUCAAAUGCUUCAUUUCUUGCUCCAGAAGAUGUAUCCUAUCGCCUAUAAGGCUCGGGAAUUGCAAGUUUUAGAAGAAGAGAAGGAAAAUGACUGCUUCUCACCACAGCUUGAUGCUCAUGCACAUAACUUGCAAGCUGAUCAAGAUCUGGAAAACCCUGCAUGCAAGGAAUCUUCUGCAACUAUGAAGCAGUUAGAUUCUAUUUCACAUAUUUCAGAUAAUGGUACAACUGUACCUGAGCAAGGCACCAAUGGAAAUCCAGAAGCAACUGGGAUUGCUAUUGACAUAGACAAGAAUUUCCCUCAAAAUCAACAUAGCGGGAAUUGCAAGCAGAUUUCAGUUGCAGAUGUGCUAUGUGCUGCAUGCAAACAAAUGCUCUUUUGUCCUGUGGUUCUGAACUGUGGUCAUGUUUAUUGUGAAAGUUGUGCCAUUGGCAUUGCUGGUGAAAUGCUUAAGUGUCAAGUUUGUCAAAGUCCACAGCCAAAGGGAUUACCCAAAGUUUGUUUGGAACUUGGUAACUUUCUGGAGGAACAGUUUCCUAAAGAGUAUGCCCUUAGAAGAGAUGCUGUACGGCUCAAAGAGGUUGACUCAAAUCGUGGAUGGCAGACUAAUGGUUCUACUGAAGGUGGUAAACAAGCAGACAUUUUAGCGUGGUGGUCUGAUCCUCAUUCCAAAGUUCACAUGAAUGCUGGUUGCGAUUCUUGUGGGAUGUAUCCAAUUAUAGGGGAUAGAUAUAGAUGCACGGAUUGUGUGGAGAAAAUAGGAUUUGACCUUUGUGGUGAUUGCUAUAAUACUCGUUCCAAGCUUCCAGGUCGCUUCAAUCAGCAGCAUACCCCAGAACACAAGUUUGAGCUUGUACCAUCCAACAUGAUUCGUAAUAUAAUGUUGAGACUAGUAACUGGACCGAUUGAUGAUGGUUCUACUCUGUUGAUCACGGCCGAUGGUUCAGAAAAUUUAGAAGAUUUGUCUUCACCUCCUUCUUUAUCUGGUGUUACAGAGGAAAAUGUUGAGAACAGUCUGGCUAUUCCAGCAACCUCCGGUGAUGGUGCAGAGGAGCAUCAAGAUGAUUCCCAAACCACCGAGUAUUUAAACUGAAAACCCCACAAACAUCUCCUCAUGGGGGUUGGAGCGGAAAGUGGAUUGCUUCUGUAUCCAGUAAAAUUUGCUCACAGCCACUGUACAUGGUAUUUUAUUUUCCAUUUACCUCUGCAAUCCAUUUGGCUGUCGAGCUUGACCGCAUGUAGCCUUCCUGGUUUCUGCGUCUUCAUGUUCAAAGCCCAGAUUCAAGCUGCCUCUGGUAUGUGAGAUUACAUUAGACCUGGUUUCCACAUCAAUGGCAAUGGACGCAGCGGCAAUGAGUUUCGGUGCCUCAAUGUAAAUGGUGCUGUUCUUCACUAGGAUAAUAUUUACGCGAGACUACUGUACAGUUUCUAGAGCUUUGGUUUACUCACAUUGUUUAUUUGCAUAGUAUUAUUUUUUUUAAUAUAUAUUAGUAAAGAGAUAAAAAGAAGAGUUUGUUCAGUGUAAUCUGUCGCUGUAAUGUACAUACUGUAUAAUCUGUAUUUCUUAGUCAAGGCAAUGCAAUGGAUGAGUAAUAUAUAAUAAUCGUCUUGUAUCUUCAGUUUGAA